AUGGGUAUCAAUUGCAUUAAAAACAAAGAAAAUCAGUUAUUAAAAUUAAAAGGAGGAUAUCCACUAAUUACACCCUAGAAAUAGCAUUCUCUUGAGUAAUUUACAUACGAUAUGAAACUUAAUUUGGAUUCUUUUGAAGAUGAAUUUUUUUAAAAGGAUUACUAAAUCAAUCAUUAAGUUAAUUAUAAUAGCUAAAGCAUUCAACCAAAAGAUUCAAUUGAUUUCGUAAUAGAAGAACCUGCAUUUCAGAAUUAAAAUAGAAAUAAUUAUUAAGUCUUAAGAAAUAAUUCAGCACCUGUAAAUAAAAUGAAAAAACGUCCAUAUGUUAGUAUGAAUAGCAGUAAAUAUAUUAUUUAUGAAAUUCCUAAACAUACUAAUUAAAAGAAAAUAAAAUCUAAUAGCAGAUCACCCCCAAAAAAUUAAUAACCUCCAUCCUUUCAAAAAGUUGAAGGCCACAAACCAAGAAAAUCAAAUCAAAAUUUAUUAAAUAAGGCUUAAAAGCUUUCAUUUACAAAAGUUAAAUCAGAUUAAAGAAUUUAAUUAUGGAGAAAUAAGAGAGAUAACUCUUACAAAAUUUAUGGUUCUGCACAAAUUAUAUUCUGA
Molecule: messenger RNA, 603 nt
Organism: Paramecium sonneborni
Lineage: Eukaryota; Ciliophora; Oligohymenophorea; Peniculida; Parameciidae
Source: the annotation of a GenBank genome assembly